Messenger RNA from Capsicum annuum, 3127 nucleotides. RefSeq names its product putative F-box protein At1g49610. NCBI's taxonomy places the organism in Eukaryota, Viridiplantae, Streptophyta, Magnoliopsida, Solanales, Solanaceae. Bases 1446 to 2885 code for a protein of 479 amino acids. The transcript has 4 exons. The record is from RefSeq and is a predicted model, not a curated record. Gene Ontology annotation, molecular function: protein binding.
UUUAGUGAAAAAUCCACAUAUCACAAAAGUGACUCUUCUAUUUUAUUUUUUUUAAAUUAUUUAUCUCAAAGAUAAUACAAAACAUUACAAAUUUGUUUCUAUAUUUUUAAAAAUUUAUGCAUAAUUAAAUUACGCCGUAUAAAUUGAGACGAAGUGAUUUAGAAAAUUAAAUUACGUCCUAUAAAUUGGGACGGAGAUAAGUGGAAGGAAAAAAAAAGUGAUUAGUAGUUUGUGUUUCCACGUGUAGAUUGUACUUCUGAUCUUUAUUUUUUUUUACAUUAAUUAGUGAGUUUUCUAGAAUACCUUCCAACAUUAAUUUGUAGCAUAUAUUCACUUUUGGUUUGAUUUUUAUGUGUCUUUUUUCAAGAAACUCAAGCCACAAGAAAAAGGUCUGCUUGCUACAUAUUGAUUCUUGAAUGUUGCUAAUUUUUACUGUAGUUGAUAUCAUUGAGCUUUUUUGGUGUACUAAGAUUGUGUUCAUUGCAUAGAAUUUGCUAUAAUUCUAGCUAAAUAUGAUGGAAUUUAGUGUUUUCCUUUUGUUUGUUGAUAAAGAUUAAAACUUUUCGUAUAGAUUCUUGAAUGUUGCUAACUUGUACUGUAGUUGAUAUUAUUGUGUUUUGGUGUUUUAGGAAUGUGUUUAUAGCUUGAAAUUUGUUUGGUUUUAGCUGAGUAUGAUGUGAUUUAUCUCUUAUUAGUCUGUUGCAAUCACCAUUUUUUUGAUUUUUUUGUUUGUUGAUAAAGCCUAUUGUUUCUGGUUCCCUUUACUAUUUUUUUCUAGACUGUUUUUGUCUUGAGCCGGGGUCUAUCGGAAACAACCUCUUUAUCUCACCUCUAGAUAGCGGUAUGGACUGCGUACCCUUCCCUUCCCCGGACCCCACGUUGUGGGAAUAUACUGGUUAUGCUGUUGUUGUUGUUGUUGGCUAGGGUUGUAUUUAGGUGGGAUAGAGGUUGAUCGAAGAAAUAUUGGAGGGAGGCAGCUUCAGCUUACUGAGGGCAUGACCCUAGACCGGAAGGUGCGGAGGAGGCGGAUUAGGGUAGAAGGAUAGUAGGAACGAGUGCGUCAGUCCUAGUAGGUAGGAGGACUUUGUUAUCCGUAUUAGUAGCUAUGGUACUAGUAUCAUUUUAGAAUGUUGUAUCGUUUGUUGUAUUACUUGGUGAAUCUUGUCUAUGGUACUACAGGGUGUGGUAAUUUCUAUUGUAUCUUGUUCUUUUGCUAUUCCUUGUCUAGAUUGUCUUAUCUUGAGCUGUGAGUCUAUCGAAAACAACUUCUCUAUCUCACUCUGAGGUCUGAGGUGGUAUGGACUGCAAACGCUUAACCCUUAAAACCGCUACCCCCACCCCCGCCCUCUCCUCCCUGCACACAGAGACCCCACUUGGUGGGAAUAUAUUGGCAAUCAAGAAAAUUACAGUAGUGAACUUGUGCUCAAAGUUCAUCACUUUCACGUAUGGAUCGUCUUAGCGAGCUGCCUGAACCGAUACAGCUUCACAUCCUCUCGUUCCUACCGAUGAGAUAUGUAGUCAGAACAGUCAUUCUCUGCAAACACUGGCAGCGCCUGUGGACUAAUGUUCAAGAGCUUUAUUUUAGUACUGAAGGUUUCUUUCCCUAUGAGAAGUAUUUGGCCUUUGUGAAUCGGGCCUUAAUCUGUCGUGGCACUUGUAAGAUCAGGAGACUUAGAAUUGAACUAUAUUUAAAUGCUCUUUCUCCUAAAGAUUAUGAGGGAUGGAUUUCAUAUUCGGCAACGAAUAAUGUGGAAGAUCUCUUUCUAGAAUUCGACACAUACUAUUACGAAUGGUUGCCACCUCAGUGUUUGUAUUGCAAUUCGUCGCUCAAGACAUUGAAGUUGUGGGGCUGCAGGUUUGUACCUGAUAUGCAGAUAAGAUGGAACACGUUGACAAAGUUAUCCCUCUGGUUUUCAGUGUUGCGGAAUGAAAGCUUUCGUGAGAUUAUGGUGGGUGCUCCAAAACUGGAAUUCUUUGAGUUGUUUUCGUGCUGGGGCUAUAACAAUCUGACUUUUGAUUCACCUUGUUUAAGAACUGUGAAUGUAUGCGAGUAUGAAACAAUUGACUAUGAAAACGAUGAGCAUGACCAUGGCCCCAUCUUGAGAAUUUCAGCCCCCAACGUUCGCUCUUUGCAACUGACGGGAGCUUUGUAUAGGAAGUGUGUUUUGAUGAAUGUGUCAUCUGUUGUUCAUGCCACUCUCGAUUUCCGUCCAUAUAUUAAACCCUUUAGAGAAGAGAAAUUAAAAUGGCAGAAGGAGAACCUAAUGGAGUUGGGUAGGAGCCUUAAACAUGUCGAGAGCUUAACGUUGGGCAUUUGGUGCAUUGAGGUUCUAGCGCAAAGGGAGAGGAGACGCAUUCCUCCUCAGAUUUCAACUAACAAAUGUGCCACGUUAAAUAUACAUAUGAAGGAAGAAGAUCUUUUGGGAAUCGUUAACCUGCUAAAAGGUUCACCAAACCUGCAGACGCUGAUAAUAGACAUGGAACCUAAAUUCUGGGAAGAGCCAAGAGUCCCAGAUUUAACAGAUUCAGAGAACUUCUGCAUUGAUAAUGUUGCAAACUACGUAGCAUCACAAGCGGAGCAUGUCAAGUGUUUGCUGCAUCAUUUGAAGACUGUCAAGAUUACCCAAUUCGUGGAACAACACUCCGUACUUCCAUUUGUGGAGUUCAUUUUGAAGAAAGGGAGGGUACUAGAGAAUCUCGUAAUCAUAGCAAAACGGGGUUUAGAUGAAAAUUCGGAGGAGUACUUGCGAAUAGUUAAACGGUGGGGGUUUUAUGAAGAAGAAAAUUCGCCAAAGUCCUUGCUAAAAGUUGCUCAAAGAUUACUAAGUAUACCGAGGGCCUCCUCCCGAGCAGUCAUUACACUCCGUAGUCGGUACACUCUUUAACUGACAACAUAUUUCAUCGGCUGUUCAGACGCUGUAUGGUUUUGUGUUUAUAUCUGCUAACAACGUUAAGUUCAUACCCCAAAACAUAUGAAGUUACUGAUUUUAUCCCUACCAAAUCACAGCUAACAAAUGAUUUUGUGUUUAUAUCUGCAGUGUCAAAAACAUGUUUGAAUAGUUCAGACAGGCUUUUGUAAGAUGUAACUUUUGCUAUUUUGUGAAGGUAAUAGGUAUCUUUUUGUUGA